AUGUCUACUAGUUUAAACAUGGACAUGCCUUCAGAUCUCUUUUAUAUUAUAAACUAUGCAAGUAAAUUAGCAAUAGCAGUAAUAGGUCUUACAUUUGGUUUUACAAUCAUAUUUACUAUUGUUAUUAAUCGACAAUGUCACAAUGUAUCUAAUUUACUUGUAUGUAAUACAUGCAUAGCUGCUACAAUACAUUUAAUCUUAGCUGUGAUUGCAUCUAUUGCUGGUGUUGGCAAAGCUUGGGCAUGGGAUGCACCAUAUUGUAUUGCAAGAGGUUAUACAUUUGUUGCAGUUAUUGGAACUUUUUGUUACUCAUAUUCAAUACAAGCUCUUAGUCGUAUGUUUUUUGCAAUUUUUCAUAAAUAUAAACAUCUUCUUCAUUGGCGUACACAUUUUAUUAUGAUUAUUUUCAAUUGGUUCAUAGGUUUUCUAGUACCAACUUUACCUUUAAUAUUUAUUCAUGGUAGUUUUGGUCUUGAAAUCGAAUCACGUGGAUGUGUAUUAACAAGUAAAGCAUUUUCAGCAGCAAUAUUUUGUGCAGUAGCUUCAUUUUCUGUACCAUUAAGUUUAGUCAUAGUUGUCUAUGGAAUAAUUUUCUAUAAUGUUUAUCAAUCGACCCGUCGAGUUAUGCCUUUUAUUUCAAAUAAUAAUAUGACUAAUACAAGAUCAAAUGCUAAACGUGAAUUAAAGAUCGUUCAACAAUUAGUCAUACAAGCUGGUUGUCUUUCUUGUGGUGGAAUAUUUUAUCUUACUAAUAUUCUUUGGCAUAAAUUAUCUGACAUACCUUUACCAAAACCUAUGUAUUUAAUAGGCUUUAGUUUUAUGACAGAUAUGAUUUCUCUUAUGACUGUUUUUCAAUUUUUUAUGAACAGAAAUGUAAAAGAAAUAGUUGUUCAACGCAUAUGUGGACGUUUUCUAAUCAGAAAAAAUCAUAGAACAGAUCAUACAAUAUUUUACACACAACGAAUAAUGCCACGAUUGAAUGAGACAAUAAUUGUUUGA
Molecule: messenger RNA, 999 nt
Organism: Rotaria sp. Silwood1
Lineage: Eukaryota; Metazoa; Rotifera; Eurotatoria; Philodinida; Philodinidae
Source: the annotation of a GenBank genome assembly